AUGCUUGCCAGUCAAACACGUGCUCGAAGGCUUCAGCUCAAGGGUCAAUUUUCCACUAUUCAAAAAGAAAAUCUUUCCAUUUCUGAAUAUGUCGACAAGGUUCAGUCCAUUUUUGAUGCCCUAUCCAUUGCUCGCUCCCCUGUCAAUGAUCAAGAUCUUGUUCUACAACUUCUCAAUGGACUUGGCCUGGAAUUCGACUCGCUUGUAUCUGGUAUUACCUCAAGAAGUAAUGCAUUAACGAUUGAAGAAGUUCAUGCCCUUCUUCUGGCUCAUGAAAGCAGAUUGGAGCAUCACCAAAAUAUGACUGACAUUGCGGUGAAAAUACAAGCCAAUCUUGCAUUUGGAAAUGGAAGAUCUGGUGGUGUUCGACCUUUUGCCACAUCCAAGAAUGCUUCAACUGAUCCUCCUCAUGCUUCCUCUGGCCAUGGCAGGGGUUGUCCAAGGUACAACCAACAACGUGUUACAUGCCUAGUUUGUCUUCGAUCUAGUCACACAACCCCAACCUACAAUGGCACUGUAACAUUGGCUGUUGGUGAUGGUAAGAAACUCCUUAUUUCUCAUAUAGGCACCUCUGUUCUUCCAUCUUCUGACAAGAAAAUAGGUGCUCUUCUCCUCAAAGGAAAGCGUAGAGAUGGGCUAUACAUGCUAAGUGAAGGAUUUGCCAAGUCCAAUGGUUCCUUGCAAUGCCUUUUAACCAAUGAAUCUCAAUUUGUUCAUUGUUCUUGUUGUAGUUUGAAAUUCAAUCACUGUAGUAUAAAUAAUGAUGUUUCCUCUUGUACUCAAUCAUCUACCAAUAAAGAACAUUGUUCCAAUUUGUCUUUGCCUACUGUCUGUUAUGCUUUCGCUUUUACUGAUAUAAACACAUGGCAUUGCAAACUUGGCCAAGGAUCCUUGGCCACAUUAACCAAAUUACUACCAAAGUUACCCCAUACAGGCUCCCUUAAAACCCUACACCCUGCACCAGUAAUUCGAGAGCAAACCGGCAACCUUGACAAAGCUGCUUCUCAGCCUGCUACUGUGCAAAACCCCACACCAGUUACUAUCCCAUCUAAUCCUCAAACUAGCAUUGGCCCUAUAAUGUCUGUUGUUGAUCCUAUGCCAAUUACUCAGCCACACAUUCCCACUGCAAGCCAAUUACCCACUAUUACACCCAUUGUUCCUCUAGUUGCUUCACCUAACCCAACUCAAGUUCAGUUACCACCCAAUACUGAUCAACCAGCCAUAACUCACACUAUGAGAACUAGAUCACAAAAUGGGAUAGUCAAACCAAAAGCUUACAUGGCCAUAAAACAUCCUUUAGCUCAGUCUCUCCUCCCAACUGAACCAAGGAAUGUUAAAGAAGCUUUACAAAAUCAUAAAUGGCUUGCAUCUAUGAAUGAGGAAUUCACUGCUCUCAAAAAUGUUGGUACCUGGAUACUUGUUCCAUAUCAACCUGGGAUGCAUCUCAUAUACAAUAAGUGGGUACAUAGGGUCAAACUUAAUGUUGAUGGUUCUCUCAAUAUGUUCAAAUCAAGACUGGUGGCUAAGGGGUACUUGCAAACACCAGGAAUUGAUUAUGAAGAAACAUUUUCCCCUAUUGUGAAACUAGUUACAAUCAGGACAAUUCUAUCAUUAGCAGUGUCAUACAAUUGGUCUAUUAAGCAACUCGAUGUUGUUAAUGCUUUUCUUAGUGGUGCCUUAUAA
Molecule: messenger RNA, 1683 nt
Organism: Cannabis sativa
Lineage: Eukaryota; Viridiplantae; Streptophyta; Magnoliopsida; Rosales; Cannabaceae
Exons: 4
Coding region: 1-1683 (560 amino acids)
Source: RefSeq, a predicted model, not a curated record